UUCCUCACUGACACUUACACCACGACGGCUCGAAAAAAAGCGUAUAAGACUCAUGAUAAGCCGGCUCCGUCAUACUCAUGACUGGUUUCUCUCGCAACCCUCCAUGAGAAGACACAAACCUUUCGCAUAGCACCAAUAUCAGUCUCCUGCACAUCAUGGGGCCCUCACAUACCCUCAAUCCCAAGGGUCUCGCCCACUCGCUACCCGCCCUUGCCCUCCUGCUCCUCACCUCGUCUCCCUUCUUGGCCGCCGCCUCGGCCUCGGCCCCAGAUCCGGCAUCCGCGUCGCCGCCGGCGGAGGCCGAGCUCAUCUGCCACACCGACAACCCGGCCGAGUGCUACCCGCGGGUCUUCUCGGCGACCGACGAGUUCCAGGUCGUGCGCGAGGACCAGGACCUGCCGCCGGGCCUGCACGUGCGGCUCGACGUGCAGACGGGCGAGCGGCAGGCGAAGCUGCACGACCCGGCCGAGGCCGACGCCGGCGCGCUCGCGGGGCUGCCCGUGGACCGCUCCGUCGUCGUCGUCGACGGCGGCGGCGGCGCCCUCGACCCCGAUCAGAUCCCGCGCGGCGCUCCCGCCUACGAGCCCGUCGGCAGGGUUAAGGCCCCGCAAGCGCAAGACGAGGGCUUCGCGCGCGCGCUCGCCGCCGCCAAGGACGCCCGCCCCGACGGCGACGACGCUGCCCUCGUCGCCGCCCUCGAGGUCCUCGAGGACCUCGCCCACGACAUGUACUACGGGCUGCAGCUCGCGUCGGAUGCGGCGGCCGUGCGCGCGCUGCUGUGCCUGCUCGCGGCGCCGGGCGCCGGACCCGCGCCCGACGCACCCGACGCGGCGCUGACGCGUCGCCCCGACUUCCUCGCCGCGUCGGCGCUGGCCGCCGCCGUGCGCAACAACCCGCCGGCGCUCGCCGCAGUCGCCGCGUCGUGGGACGCCGCCGUCAGCGCGCCGUGCGAGCCGCCCUCGCCCGGCCGCCCGUCGCUCCGCGCCGAGUUCUACGCGCGGCUCGCCCCGCCGCCGGGCGCCGCGGGCCGCGCCCACGCCCACGCCACGCGCGUGCGCCUCGCCGUCCUCGACGGCCUGCUGCGCGCGCCCGCCCUGCGCGACGAGUUCCUCGCCCGCGGCGGCGCCGCCCAGCUGCUGCGCAUCCUGCUGCACCCCGGCGCCGGCGCCGACGACGACGACGACGCCUGGGCCCCGCGCCGCGCCAAGGUCGCGCGCCUCGUCGCCGACACGUUCCUCGACGAGGAGGCGGGCGCCACGCUCGGCGUGUGGCCGCCGCCACUGCCCAGAGCGGAAGCACCAGCGCCAGAGGAGGGCGAGGGCGAGGGCGAGGGCGCGACGGGCUGCUGCGCUGGCGAGGGCGCGCUCGACGACGCCUGCUGGGAGUUCCAUCUCGAGGCCAUCGGCCGCGCGAGCGAGAGGGACGCCGCGUGGAGCCGUCCGCUGCUCGACCUGCUGAGACGGAGGCGGCCGAGCAGCGCGCCCGCGGCAGAGCAGCUGUCUCCCGUGCGCGACGAGCUGUAGGAAACACGGAGGGGCAGUGAAGACGGGGACAUUUCUACGUAGGAUGCCUAUUGGUUAGGCGCGGAGGCGUUAUCGGUGCAUGCAUACAUAAAUACCUAUUAUAUCUCGCGGGGUGGGCAAUACCUCCCCGCGGAGCAGAUAAACAAAUACCCGCCUCGCGUAUAUAAAUCUAUAUUGUUCUAGGUGUGUUUACGAAAUACGCAUCGAUAUAUAUGCGAAACCGGUAUGUCUAUUUGUAUAUACUAGGUGUCUAAGCCAUUGGUACUUCUCCCCUCCGGUCGUGGCCGCGAGCCCACGACUUCGUAAAG
This is a messenger RNA of Durotheca rogersii, 1831 nucleotides long. RefSeq lists its product as uncharacterized. The record is from RefSeq and is a predicted model, not a curated record. Bases 156 to 1523 code for a protein of 455 amino acids. NCBI's taxonomy places the organism in Eukaryota, Fungi, Ascomycota, Sordariomycetes, Xylariales, Xylariaceae. The transcript has a single exon.